CGACAACCCGCUACCGUCCAGUCAUCCACCCACAUUCAAACCUCCCCUCCGCUCGCCAUCGCCUCCUCUAUUCCUCGUGAUUAUCCAUCCCCCCAGAUCGCAACUCGCGAAUCCUCCUCCCCCGAACCCACCCCGAUUCGUUGGAACACCAAAUCGCCUCCGGAUUUUCCGCGCGGGCGAUGGCGGGCGCGGCGGCGGCGGCGGUCGAGAGGGCGCAUGAGCUCUACAGGGGCGGCCGCCACCGGGAGGCGCUGGAGCUCUACUCCGCGGCGCUGGCGGCGGCGCGGGGCCCCGCGCAGCGCAUCGCGCUCCACAGCAACCGCGCCGCCUGCUACCUCAAGCUCCAGGACUUCCACAAGGCCGCAGAAGAGUGCACAUCGGUCCUUGCGUUGGAUAGAGAGCAUGCUGGAGCUCUCAUGUUGCGUGCCCAGACUCUUGUCACUUUGAAAGAUUACCAGUCGGCUCUAUUUGAUGUGAAUAGACUGGUCGAAAUAAAUCCAUCAUCUGAAGUAUACCGAAAUCUUCAUGCACGGCUGAAAACACAGCUGUCACUGGCCCCAAUUCCUGAGUGCGAAGAAGAGUCCCUCUGUCUCGAAGAAGAUAAAGAAGAACUUCCUUCCAAAGGAGACCAGAAGAUUGAGACUUCUGUCACUAAGCCUGACCAACCUGCAGCUAAACCGAUUCUCGAGAACAAACCUUCAAAUGGACCGAUUCUCGAAAGAAAACCUGCGACUGAACCUCAAAAGGUUGAGGUUUCUUCCAUUCUGUCUUCAAACCCACAGGGUUGGGAGGCCAUCCCAAAACCAAAGGGUCAUUCAGGCCUUGAUUACUCGAAAUGGGACAUGGUUGAAGAUGAUUCGAGCGAAGAUGAAGAGGACGAGCUGCCUCAGUAUAAGUUUAAAGUCAAAACUGUUGGUGUGCGGUCUGUAAAGUGAACAAUAAGUUCAAAACGUGGUCUGUGUAUAGUCUGACAGGAUCCCUACUAACCGAGGUGCCACUUAUUCAUAUUUAGUUGAAUUAUUUCGGAUGAACUAUUGUUUAUUGGUUGUUUGCAUUGGUCGGAAGUCAGUGUAUAAUAACAGAACCAGCCAGCAUUGUCUCGCAAGUAAGUUCAAGUUUCAGGAUCUGAAAUGUUAUUGUGAUAAUAAUCCUCAAGUCAAAGCAGUGGCAGAUCCAACGCGCUAGGGGGCACCUCCAUUGGAAAGUAGUGGUGGAAGAGGAGAGAUGAGAAGAUGAAGAGGCGAGGGAUUGGAAAGUAGGGGUGGAGGAGAGGGGAGAAGAUGAAGAGGAGGGAUAUGAUGGCAACGUCGCUGCUGUACAAAGAACAAGCUAACACUCAGCAGUCUACUGCAGGGCUGGACCUUAGUCUCGUCGAACUUGUGCACUUUAUGGAUUCGAUUGUAUGGACUUUUUAUUUGUGCGAGGAAAAGCUUAUAUGAACCUUGGUGCCAUGCCAAAUCUUGUCAUCAUUUUCAAAUAACCAAAUAUGAUAAAGUUACCAUAGUAAGUGUU
Molecule: messenger RNA, 1512 nt
Organism: Phragmites australis (common reed)
Lineage: Eukaryota; Viridiplantae; Streptophyta; Magnoliopsida; Poales; Poaceae
Exons: 4
Coding region: 180-935 (251 amino acids)
Molecular function (GO): protein binding
Source: RefSeq, a predicted model, not a curated record